Messenger RNA from Epinephelus moara (kelp grouper), 3283 nucleotides. RefSeq names its product rho guanine nucleotide exchange factor 10-like. NCBI's taxonomy places the organism in Eukaryota, Metazoa, Chordata, Actinopteri, Perciformes, Serranidae. The transcript has 9 exons. The record is from RefSeq and is a predicted model, not a curated record. The coding region runs from base 381 to 1292 and encodes 303 amino acids.
CCUCCUCUCUCCUUGACAUCUUGCACGUUGUCUGGACGCCACAGUCCAAGCUCAACAUUCCAAAAUGGCGUUAGCGCCCCUAGUGGCUAUUGGCAAAAAUUCAACGGAGCUUCGCCUCUUGGUAUCCAUGCUCUUUGGUUUACUGCAGCUUUCCAUUAUUGCCGACAGGAGCCUAUGAAAGCAGGCCUGUGAUUUGAAUCUCCGCCCCAAAGUACAAGCGGCUGUUGAGCGGGUACUAAGUGAAGCUUAUGCAUGUGUGUGCAGCGGGACAGGCCGGGACACGACCGAGCGGGACAGAGAGAGGAAGAGAAGGAGGCGUAGGCUAAGAGAGAGAAAGACGACAGGAAAACCCUGGAAAGAAGAAUUUCUCGGUGAAGCCUAUGUUAAAAAGCCGUGUAUUUGGAGUGUCCAGUGAGGAAGCUGCGGGACCAGAGGAGCUGAUGUUGUCAUUGAGAAUGACCUCUCCACAUCCACUUCUCUGUCAUCCCUUGGUGUCUGUAUCUAAUGGAGCGUCACACAUAGAGGAAGAUGAGGAUGAGGAUGAAGGUGAGCAGGGGGAGAAGUUUGAGUUUGAUGACGGGGAUGACAUUGGACCUACAGAGAUGAGCUCUGACUCUUUGAUGAAGAGUGACUGGACCACAGAGACAGCAGUGUCAAAUCUUUACGCCAAGACAAACACAGCCCAAGAGACAGUACGACAGGGCAUGAAUGGACCAUUCAGCACAGGGCAAAAGAGCCCAAAUGUCUCACUGUGCCAAAGCCACUGCUCAGGGAUGGAGAUCAGGGAGUCACCAGAGGGACGUUCCACCUCCUCUGAUCUGGGAGUGACUGGAGAGUCAGAGAGUUUCUGGAAAGCGAGCAGUAUUUAUGAAGUUAUCCACACUGAUCCACACCGCUCCACUUCCGCCAGUGUGCCACCAGAAAAAAUGUCAUCCAAAGGCAAGCCUUCUCUGAUAGGAGAGGAUGAUCAAGACAUGUCCAGCAGUGCAGUAAAUGGCUGCAGCCCACAGCAGGACACUGUGGAGGCUGAGGUGUCCUCAUCAGUCAGUCCACAGACCAAUAGUACGGGGAGCUGCAGCCCAGCCAGUGUGGUCAGAGACACAGAGGUCAUCUAUGAUGAUGUGCCUGCUGAGAGCAUCCAGCACCCAGUGGAAGAUGUUGAUGACAUCUAUGAGGACAUCCAGAGACCUGAUAACCGUGGCUCCAACGGCUGGAGCUCCAGUGAGUUUGAGAGUUAUGAUGAGCUGUCUGACAGUGACACUGUUCCCCCAGCCGACAGCAGUAGCAAGUAACAUUAUCAGGCUGGGGGAGAGAGGGAGAUGUCUGGACAAGGCUCCGUCCAGCAUGGACCAAAACACAGCACGGACGGUUCAGAAGCAAUUCCCUGUGAGGCAAAUUCUGAUUUGUGAUAUUGGGCUUUAUAAAUAAAAUUGAUUGAUUGAAUUGAACGAGUUAAAAGCAAUUACACAGACAAAGUGGUGUUUAAAACUGCAUAUAUUGCUAGCACAUCUAUUUUCUGGCCUAAAGUGCGGCCUGAAUCUUUAAGUGGUACGCAGUAGGCUACCGGACUGUACUGGCUUACUUUCACCCCUAAAUAUAGCUCAGGUGUCUGGCAGGAAACCCCUAGUCCGCAAAAAUAGUCAGAGUGAUGGUUUCUUUGGCUCACAUUUUCCAUUUGAGUUGAAUUUUGUGUGUGAUUGGUCACUUAAAGUAAUUUACAUCAUAUGAAUGAAUGAAUAAUUUUUGUUUCAGUUACAUACAUCUGGAGAAACAAAGAUUAUUUCUCACAAAUUUUCUCAAAGUCAAUAACUGAAAAAGGAAUAGGCUGAAGCCUCAGGCUUAUUUUUGCAUGUCAACCAAAGAAUAACCCAGAAUAUCAACAAUACCAAAGUAAGGAAAUAAAUUAAUGAUUAAUACAUUACACCUUUAAUUAUACAGACAGGAAGGCUUUUGUUCACAACUCAAAAAUUAUUUGCAGUGAUUUAAAAUAAACAAUAUUGAGAAACUUUACGGUGUAGGAUGCUAUAAACAGCUGAUUUGUAGAUUAGAGAUAAUCAACUUUAUGUAUUAUUCUAAGGGCUCUUUUCUGAAGUAAAAAUCUAAAAUACAAAUACAAAUAACUAAAUCCAAAAAAUAGACUCUCAGUCCGUUAACAAAAAUCAAACAACCAAAAACGAAUAAAAUGGACUCUCAGUCUCUUAUCAAAAAUUGCCCUCCGCCUCGUCUCCCCCUCACGAAGAUAGCACUGUGUGUGUGUGUGUGUGUGUAGCCCAUAGCCCCACCUCCCCAACAGAGACACAGACACUCAAUGACAAGAGCUUUCCCUCUGUUCAUUACGCUAAUGAACCAACUCACCUGGCUGCCAGACGAUGCAUGGCAGUGAACGCUCUUGUCGUCCAGUCUCUUUGGUGGAGAGAGACGAGGAAAACAAACACGCAUGAAUAUGGCAAUUAAUCGCGGCCGGAAGAGUUACCGUCUCCCUUUAAAUUUACCGUGCAAUUAACCGACUUAUUGCAUAUUGCGACAGACCCAGAGAGAGAGAGAGAGAGAGAGAAAAUGGCAGAUGUGGCCUCCUGGUGGGUCACGAUUGUAGAAAAUUCCAUUUAGCAAAUCCAUCAGUUCAGUGGAGAUGAGGAAACCUAUUAAGUGAAUGCAGGUGAUAGUGAAUCAAUUAUCUAUUUCUCAUCAUUUGGGAGUCAACUGUAAUCUCUAUCCCUUAUUAUAUCAAAAUAAGGAAAAUCCCCUUAAAUGUAUGGAAUGUGCUAUAGGAUGAGGAACAGACAGACCACAAUGGUGUGUGUCCCAUUUUAAUUUGGUUGCUUUGUGUCAUGGUUAAUUCAUAGAUAUAAAAGAUAACCAUAUGUUAAUGUAAUCAUCUCAAGCCCUAUGCAUGAUGUAUGGUGAUGCUAGAAAUAAUCAAAAUGAACAGAAAAUACACCCUUUUUUCCUCUCUGCAAACAGUUGCCUUACUUAGCCUCUCAGCAUCACCAACACUAUACAGGAAUGUACCGCUAGCAAUGAACCUCAGUGCAAUACAGACUGACUACACAGUGGUCAGAGACUGGCUGCAGCAUGUGACCUUUAUAAUGUGUGGUUCCAGCAAACUGCAUAGAUACACUAUGCUCUGCCUGCUGAACCAGUAUCUCUCCCACAGACAGGAGUCCAUCUGUAUCAAUGGGUUGGUCCUGUCCUGGAAGACCCUUGGGGCUGGUGGUGGUUGGAAGGCCCACUGAACAAUGUGGGCCUCCUCAUCAACAGGAUCCUCAAUGAAGGGGCAUGCCAU